Messenger RNA from Eremothecium sinecaudum, 1077 nucleotides. RefSeq names its product endonuclease III domain-containing protein. Gene Ontology annotation, molecular function: DNA-(apurinic or apyrimidinic site) endonuclease activity; oxidized pyrimidine nucleobase lesion DNA N-glycosylase activity. Gene Ontology annotation, cellular component: nucleus. NCBI's taxonomy places the organism in Eukaryota, Fungi, Ascomycota, Saccharomycetes, Saccharomycetales, Saccharomycetaceae. Gene Ontology annotation, biological process: base-excision repair, AP site formation; base-excision repair; nucleotide-excision repair. The record is from RefSeq and is a predicted model, not a curated record. The transcript has a single exon. Bases 1 to 1077 code for a protein of 358 amino acids.
AUGGUGGAUGUUAGAAGGCUGAAACGGCUAAGAGUAGAGGUUGAAAUAAAUUCUGUUUCUAAGUACUUCAAAAAGGAGGAAGAAGCAACGUUAAAGGAUUUAGAGAGUUUUACAAGUGAUGAGCAAGUUGACUUCGAUAAAGUCCGUGGAAUGAAAUCUAAGGAGUUCUUUGAUUAUAUAGACAACCGAACAUUUGAUGGUAUAUCUGAUAAUUUUACCACAAAGAAUUGUGAUGCUUUCCCGAAGAACUUUGUAUCUAUAUAUUCAAAAGUUCGACUGAUGCGAAGCAAAAUAGUAACACCAGUAGAUACUGUAGGAUGUGCGAUGAUGCCAAUUAAUAUUAGUGCGAAAUUCGGUAUUGAAAAGUAUGAUAUACGACCGCAAAUAUAUCGGUUACAGCUUUUGGUGUCUCUGAUGAUGUCUUCCCAAACUAAAGAUGAGAUGAAUGCGAAAGCCUUGUACAAUUUGAUGAAGUACUCAAUAGAAACUAUGAAAAGUACAGAAGGAGUCACGCUUGAUGUACUACUUAACAUUGAGCAAAGUGUAUUGGAGACUUUAAUCCACCCAGUAGGAUUUCAUAGAAAAAAGUCAAGGUAUAUUAAGGAAGCUGCACAACUCCUGCUGAACAACUUUGGGGGAGACGUGCCCACUUCGAUAGAGGGAUUUUGUUCUUUACCCGGAGUAGGACCUAAAAUGGGAUACUUAGCACUGCAAAAGUCAUGGGGAAUAGUUGCGGGAAUUGGAGUGGAUGUACAUGUUGACCGUUUAUCUAAGAUGUGGCGCUGGGUAGACUCUAAAAAGUGUAAAACACCAGAACAUACCCGUAAAGCGCUUGAGUCCUGGCUGCCUCGUGAUCUUUGGUACGAAUUUAAUCCGGUAUUAGUUGGUUUUGGUCAAGUGAUUUGCUCAGCACGAGGAAGGCGAUGCGACAUAUGCCUUGCAAACACUAUCUGCGAUAACGUCGAUAGAAAGCUUGUUAAUUCCAGCAAAUUGGACGUGAAUGAAAUACUUAGUCGUGGUGACCAUUCGAAGCUGCUACUGCACUUACAGGAACUGCAAAAUGAAACAGAAGGUUAA